AUGGGUAAUAAUAUGUUAAAAGCAAAAUCUCAUAAUGUCUUUCGUAAAAAAGGUGAUAUAUUAAAUACAAAUAAUUUAAAGGCAGUACAUAUAGAAACUUUCUAUCCACCUUUAAAAAGUUCGAAAAAAGUUUCUGUCUGUAGAUGUUGGAAAUCUUUUAAUUUUCCUUACUGUGAUAAUACUCAUCAAAAAUUGCAACAACAAGGAGUAAUUUGUGGACCUUUACUUUUAGAAAUACGUAAAAGCAAGACAGUACGUUCUCCUCAAUAA
Messenger RNA from Plasmodium adleri (nom. inval.), 270 nucleotides. Its product is annotated as CDGSH iron-sulfur domain-containing protein, putative. The record is from RefSeq and is a predicted model, not a curated record. The coding region runs from base 1 to 270 and encodes 89 amino acids. Gene Ontology annotation, cellular component: intracellular membrane-bounded organelle. Gene Ontology annotation, molecular function: 2 iron, 2 sulfur cluster binding. NCBI's taxonomy places the organism in Eukaryota, Apicomplexa, Aconoidasida, Haemosporida, Plasmodiidae. The transcript has a single exon.